AGGAAAUCUGUGAAAUUUUAACUAGGAAUAAAUUUUCAUUAAUUAUUGAUGCAUCCACAGACCGUUCAUGCACAAAACAUUUGUGUCUUGUUUGUAGAUACCGUCAUAAUAAUACUUAUAAAAAUAUUUUUUUCUUCUAGAAUCCAAGACACUUUCCUUGCAUUACUGCCAAUCAAAGAAGUUAGAGCUGAAGAUCUGUAUAAAGAAAUUACCAACUUUUUUAGCCUGAAGAAAAUACCGUAUGCACCUGAUGGGGCAAACGUUAUGGUUGGAAAACACAAUUAAGUAGUAUCUAGGUUAAAGGUAGAUAUACCAAAUUUUUAUGUUGUUAAGUGUAUUUGUCACAGCUUUCAUCUAUGUGCGUCAUAUGCUUGUUUAAAAUUACCUA
Acanthoscelides obtectus is the source of this 388-nucleotide messenger RNA. The record is from the annotation of a GenBank genome assembly. Lineage: Eukaryota; Metazoa; Arthropoda; Insecta; Coleoptera; Chrysomelidae.